CCAGGAAGUGGGUCGGGUUAUUUAUAUUUCAACGCCGUCCCCUUGUCCCCAUGAGAGAACCAGUGUUAGUAACCUGAAACUAUAUAUUCAACUGUACUCUGGUUAGGUUGAAGGAUCCAGGUUAAAACAACUGGUUUGAACUUUAUUAGCGACAGGAUGCAGCAGAAAAAGCAAUAUAAUUCAGGGUAUAGAGUCUGAGAGAGCUGAAGUUGACCCCGUGAGAGAUUCAGCGCCGGCAGAGGAGCCAGGAUGAAGCUCAAUGAGAAGAUUCUGACCCAUUUUCUAUCCUGCACCUCUCCGGUGGAUAAGGAGGGAUAUCUCUAUAAAAAGGAGAGAAAUGGUACCUAUCAUCGACGGUGGUUUGUCCUGAAAGCUAACCUGCUCUUCUACCAGGAGCGUCCUGCUGAUCGACACCUUAUGGGAGUCAUCGUGUUGGAGGGGUGCACGGUUCAGAUGUUGGAGUCUGAUGGGUAUUUUCCCUUCUCCCUGGAGUUUGGAGCUGGAUUUAAAUCCUACAGGUUUGCUGCAGGAGAUGCUCAGACUCAGGGGCGCUGGAUGAAAGCGUUGUUCCUGGCCAGCCACUGUUAUCUGUCCUGUCUGCUGAGAGACCUGGAGAGGCAGUAUGAAGAGGCUAAACAGCAACAAGAAUCUAAUGUCCCCAGCUCCUCUUUCAAAUCCCUUUGUCCACCAACAAACAGCCUGCUGGUACCGACCCUUGGCCCCUCAGCAGCGGUCAGGGAGGGGAGAAGCUUUAGCGCCACUGCUGCUUUACCGCCACGCUCACUACCAACUAAAGUGACAGGUAAAAAGUCCCCGAAGAAGUGGCCGAGGAGAAAUGCUUAUGUGACACCACUUAACGGGCCUGCACCGCUAUAUGGCGAAUGGCCCUUGGUGGGGUCUGAUCCACUGGUGGAGUUUAGCAAACUGCAUGCCUAUUAUGGCAAGGAGGUUCAAAAUGCAAGAGAAGAGUGGCUGAGGAGUCGACAAACAGAGGAGAACCACAGUGAAAAAGAUCUUAUCGAUCUGGGCUAAAAAAAAAAAUGAAAAAAGGACUGAAACCUUUAUAAAGGGAACUGAUAUAAGUUAUUCACGAGUGUCAAACAGGAACUAAACCUUAACUGAAGCAUUGAGUUUUACUGUGCAGACUUUCAUUGGUUUAUGCUCUGAUACCCAUUUUAUGUUCAGUGUUAAACAGUUUAAAACAUUUACUAGAUGUAUGAAAGGGCUGAUGUGAUGUGAUGUGUUUGCAUAGCUGUGUUUGUUAGAUAUAGGAAGCAGAAAGUGUGUUUGGUGCAUUUGCACCUCUUUAAAGGCAGGUUAAAUGUGUCUUCUCUGUUCUUUCUUUGCAGUAUUUACCAAGCAGUGUUAAGUAUGUUUGGAUGUUCAAAAAUACUUCUGCAAAUUUUGGGAUUGAUCCAUAAUUUUAUUACCAAUUGAGUUGAAAGCCAAUUGCAUAAUAAGUUGUUUGGGAAAAUAAAAACUAAAAUCAUGAUCAUAAGUUACUGUUUUGACUGUCAGGUGCCCCAGCAACUGACUGGAGUAAAUUAUUUCUGUUGUGGUAACGCAAUUUUUUUUCCACUGCUGUUGCCUAAUGGCACCACUUUACGAUAGUAAUACCACCCCAUUCACAUAUCGUCAUUCAGGACCAAGAUAGAUUAUUCCAUGAAGUUGCUAUUGCUUUUGUCCAUAAAUAACUGAUGCUUGCAUGUCAAAGGUCCAAAGUUUGAGGCAAAAAAAUUAUUUAAAAACAAAAAGAAGAUGGAGACAUUAUUAGCAACAAGUAUUUAUUUCUUAUCUGUUUUUCAAAAAGCAAACAAUAUGUUUUUAAUUGAAAGUGUUUGAGCUGUAUAGAGAUUAACUGAGCCCUUACCUAAAGCUGUGAGGAAAUCAUUUGGGGAAAUGCAGUUAAAGGUGGCAUUUUGGACUUAGUUUAGAAAAACUCGCUGACGUUCCAUCUAAGGUGGAGACCAGUAGAUGGAGCUGCAGGGACAAGAUAAGGGAAAUAUAGAACCACUAAAUGCAGCUUCUGUUUAGAGUAUUUCUUUCUUUAUCCACACAAUUACACCAUAACCUUUUGAUUCUAGAGUGAAAAUGAAAAAGAAAACGUAUUUCAUGUCUGUGAAGAGUAAGAUGCAGCAAACACAAACUUUAUUUAAAUGAAACAGUGUUGCUACGGA
Molecule: messenger RNA, 2177 nt
Organism: Cyprinodon variegatus (sheepshead minnow)
Lineage: Eukaryota; Metazoa; Chordata; Actinopteri; Cyprinodontiformes; Cyprinodontidae
Gene: pheta2
Product: sesquipedalian-1-like
Exons: 4
Coding region: 250-1032 (260 amino acids)
Biological process (GO): retrograde transport, endosome to Golgi; receptor recycling; endosome organization
Cellular component (GO): trans-Golgi network; early endosome; recycling endosome
Source: RefSeq, a predicted model, not a curated record